This is a messenger RNA of Ooceraea biroi (clonal raider ant), 1615 nucleotides long. RefSeq lists its product as uncharacterized. NCBI's taxonomy places the organism in Eukaryota, Metazoa, Arthropoda, Insecta, Hymenoptera, Formicidae. The record is from RefSeq and is a predicted model, not a curated record.
GGUCUAAAGUAUCGAUUCACUCGUUUAAUCGAAGGCUGUAGGAUCGAUCUAAAAAACCGCAAAUCGAAUUCAAAAGAAUCGAUUUUCCAAAUAAUUGAUUCAAGAUCGCCCAUCCCUACUUAGAGGAUAUGUAUACAUGUAUUUACGUUUAUAGAGUUCAAAGCAUGAUCUUUGAUUAAUAUCUCAUCUGUGUCCCCGAGAGAUUGAUUCUAAACUUUAUAUUUAUCAUAUUGUUUUUUUAGGUUCGUACAUUUCUCGAUUUUACAUUUCUCACAUUGUCUCAUUAGAUUCGUACAUUUUCUUAAUUUUAUAUUUCUGGCACUGUUUCGUUAGAUUCGUACAUUUUCUCAAUCUUAUAUUUAGCACAUUGUCUCGUGACGCCUGGUCCACAACCUUGCUUUAGUGAGUUGUAAGUCGUAAGUCGAAGUGCGUAAAGCCCAUUCUACAAGGGAGUAAGGAGUAGGGAGUAGGGAAUAGGAGUACGAGUAUAGUAACAAACAGAAUUAAGAAUUCCUAUUGGUCAGUUCUUAAACUAGUCGAUUUCGAGUGGCCACUUCUUACUGCUUACUAUCAUAGAGAAAGAAGUAAAACCUAGAGUAGAGCGUAAACAUGGAAGUAAAGUGAAAUGGUUCAAUCUCAUUUCGUUUCUCCUACUGCUGUACUCGUAACUAGUAUCCCUAGAAUAGUAUUCCUAUUCUAGGUACACAACGUUAGCCAAUCAGAGGCGACAUGUUUCAGUAAAGCGCGAAACUCUAUUUUUAUGAAAAAAAUUUGAAAAAAAGUAUAUUUCAUUUCGAAAUACGGAUACGGACCGUAUUAUACGCAUACGGUGUGUGUAUGUACAUCAAGUUCAGCUCGAAACCUGUCGGAGCCUGUCAUCUCGCCGUUGCUCAAGUUGUAUCUCUCGCACUCGAUUUUCUCGAGCUGAAAGGCCCUGCGGUCCUCGAUCUCCUUGUCUCCAAUGGUCCAGUCGUCUACAGUUUCCUGUUUCUGUACAUAAUUGCGUCUCGACAUACGGAUACGAUAAUGAAUUACGAAUAUUAUUAUGGUGACAUCGAUGGCAUUGAUGGCCUGACGAAAGAAGUAGGAAAAGAGUGCGAAGAUGAAAUAAUCAAACAAAAGGAAUUGAUAAGUCUUGUAAAAGCUAACCCGCCGCUGUGGAAUAAAAGACAAAGAGAAGUUUUUGGUAGGAAUUUCAAUAAAGAUUUGGCAUGGGCAUCUGCGGGUGCAAUACUAAAAAUGUCUGGUUCAGAUGCUGAGAAAGAGUUUUAUAAAAUACGACAAAGAUAUGGAAAAGAACGCCGUAAAAUGACAAUGUCUUUAAAAGGAAAAUCGGGACAGAGUGCGCUUCCCACAUAUUUUCCAACAUGGGAGUUAUACGAAAUAUGUGAUACAUUUCUAAGUCCAGUUGUUAUACCUCGAAAAACUAGCAGCAAUUACAUGAAUGCAAUACCAAAACCAAAUUCAAAUGAGGUUCCUUAUUCACCCACUGAAUUUAAUGUGGUUGUACCAGAAGAUGUCAAGUCUGGGUAAAACUGAAGGAGACGGGCUUCCUCACCGAUUUCCUUCUAACUGUGCAAUAUCGUUUAUUGUGAUGAGAAAAUACGAUUGCGAG